This is a messenger RNA of Phragmites australis (common reed), 967 nucleotides long. RefSeq names its product protein MIZU-KUSSEI 1-like. Gene Ontology annotation, biological process: hydrotropism. Lineage: Eukaryota; Viridiplantae; Streptophyta; Magnoliopsida; Poales; Poaceae. The record is from RefSeq and is a predicted model, not a curated record. Bases 172 to 915 code for a protein of 247 amino acids. The transcript has a single exon.
UUCUCCAUUUUUCAAAUGUUCUGAAAAAUGCCUUAAAUAACUGAGGUAGCCUAUCGAUUUCCUCUCCUCUGGCUCGGGGCUCCAUCGGAGGAAGAUUGCAGCCAUCAGCUGCACCAAUCCCGCCGGCCGGAAUAAUCAAGCUCCAUCUCACUCAGCAUCGAUCGCUGGCCAAUGCCAUCUCUCAUCGACGGCGCUGCGUCGCUGCGGUCGCUGCUCCGGCCGACCACCGAUGAGCGGCGGGCGAAGCUCUCGGGAGCGGGGGCAGGGGGCGCCGUGGGGCUCUUCAAGAUGUUCAAGCUCCUACCGAUGCUCACCACGGGCUGCAAGAUGGCGAAGCUGCUCGGGCGGCACAACAGGGUGCCCCUCCUCGCCGACCACGCGCCUACGGUGACGCUGUUCGGGCACCGGCGCGGGCGGCUGAGCCUGGCCAUCCACGAGGAUACCCGCGCUCCGCCGGUGUUCCUGAUCGAGCUGCCCAUGCUGGCGGCCGCGCUGCAAAGGGAGAUGGCCACGGGCACUGUGAAGCUGGCGCUGGAGAGCGACACGCGCAGCGCGCGGCGGCGGCUGAUUGAGGAGUACGUCUGGGCGGUCUACUGCAACGGGCGCAAGGCCGGCUACGCCAUCCGGAGGAAGGACGCGUCCGACGACGAGCGGCACGUCCUGCGGCUGCUGCGCGGAGUGUCCAUGGGCGCUGGGGUGCUGCCGCCGCCGCCCGACGAGAGGGCGGGCGCCGCCACGCCGUCCGCGGGGCCCGACGGCGAGCUCACAUACAUGCGCGCCCGCGUCGAGCGCGUCGUCGGGUCCAAGGACUCCGAGGCGUUCUACAUGAUCAACCCGGACGACGGCAGCGACAGCGGCGCCCGCGGCGGCGAUAGCGCGCCGGAGCUGAGCAUUUUCCUUGUAAGGAAGAAGUGAGGAAAAAAAUAGACAGUACGUAUACUGUUUUCUUCUGAAUGCGUGUGUACAU